Messenger RNA from Aspergillus heteromorphus CBS 117.55, 479 nucleotides. RefSeq lists its product as uncharacterized. Lineage: Eukaryota; Fungi; Ascomycota; Eurotiomycetes; Eurotiales; Aspergillaceae. The record is from RefSeq and is a predicted model, not a curated record. The transcript has a single exon. Bases 150 to 392 code for a protein of 80 amino acids.
GCGGGUAGCAGUCGAUUCCCACCAGCUUUGGCCUGUGCCACGACUCCUACAGACUGACGGCCCUGGAUAUAUCGGGCAGGCGGUGAGUGCGGUGAGGGUAUCAACAGUUUCUCCGGGAGGCGGGCUAAAGGGGGCUGCCAAGCGGCACCAUGCCGGAUCCGGCUAGGGUGGCUACUCUUCAGCGCCUCAGGACGCAGCGCUGCUCAACCGGCGGCCGUCCGAUGGAGUGCGAGCGUUGGUUCGUUGCCGACCGAAGUAGUAGUACGUCGUUGUCGUUGUCUCCAGCAAUCCUGGCCGCGUACUCCGUAGGACGGUACCUAUUCUGCCUCUUCCCUAUUCCUUGCCUCAAUUGUUGGCUUGGACUAUCUGUCCUUCCGAUCCUCUUUCACUGAGUCCCUGACUUUGUCGCCUACUCUUCCCAUUGCUUUGCCUCGUUCCACUCGACCCGGUUCGCCCCUUCUGCCAUCCUCGGUCCCCGU